Messenger RNA from Effrenium voratum, 899 nucleotides. Lineage: Eukaryota; Dinophyceae; Suessiales; Symbiodiniaceae. The record is from the annotation of a GenBank genome assembly.
GGAGAAGUUUCCAAAGGAGAUCUCGAAGUUGGACGUGGUCCGCAGGAAUCCAAAGCAGCGGCGUUUUGUGAUGGCAGUUUAGCGAGCCAUGCCUUCCUUUAAAGCGUUUUCGGACUUUCAGAAGAAAGCGAAAGAAGUCGUGGGAUCCAAGAAUGGCGAGGCCCAGGAGCUGCGGGUGGGCAUGUGGGUCCGCGUCAAGGGCUUGCAGGCGCGGCCAGAGCUGAACGGCCUCGAGGGGGUCCUCACCACCAGGGAUGAGGAGAAGAGCCGCUGGAAGGUGGAGCUGAAGGAUGGCGGCGGCGCGAAGCUCUUCAAGGAUUCGAACCUGGAGCCGUAUAUCUCGGACCAGGACGCGCUGGACAUUCUCCGCGCGCCGGCCAAAGAGGAGCGGCCUGCGCCGCCCGCCCCGGCAGCGGCAGCGGCGCCGGCGCCAGAGCGGCCCGCGCCGUCGCCAGAUCUGGAGCCGCAGCUGGAGGACCUGAGUCGCCCAAAGUCCUUUUUAGAGCAGUCCAGACAAGCUGCUGCAGAGGGCCCCUCGGCAGCAGCAGUGGCGGCCGCUGCAGCCGUGGCCAAGGGCACCAAGCUGAGCCCCGCGCAAGGAGAUGAUACCAGCGAGGUCUCCACGGCUCCGGAGGACGACGAGGCCUUUCUGAAGUCCAUCGAGCAAUGCCUCAAGGAAUGCGAUGUGAUGUGGGACGAUUACUAGACUGGCCAUUUCCUCCUGGCCCUGCGCAGUGACAAAAAUGAUGUGCAGUGCUUGGGGGCACCACAGCGGUAGAAGCGAAUGUGGUUGAUCUCCCCCCCUCGACCUUUCCAAAAGCGGAUUCGGAAUUUCCGGAUUGAGCGAGGCGAGGCUGGAGGCUCUGUAAAUGGGGGGUACCCACACUGUUUCUAGCGUG